UGAGAAUGCAGUCGAAGUGCCACACAGGUUGCGCAACCAAAUCUCCGCCUCCAUGUUUCCUCCUGCCAAUCAAGCAAUCCUCCAACAACAACAUCUCACUAGAUGCAUGAGAAUAAUGCCACACAAACAAGAAUCAUGUGGACUGUUCAUCGCCGUAUUCAAAAGAGUUGAGAAGCUUGAUGUUGCGACACACAAACAACAAGAAGUGUUAAUGAACGUAAAAACAGACGUGAACACGAUCGUCAGGAUAACAACACUAAUAAGAAAAUAAAACUGGCUGCUGAUGAUGAUGCUAAAAUAUUGCAUGGCGACAUUAAACCCGGGCAUAAAAAUGAUAACGAGGUGACAAAUGAUGGCAGUUAUAAGAUGAUGGUGAUUGAUGAUGGUGAAAGCAGACAGGAUCCGUUGGAAGAUUGCAUGGAUGAUUACAUCAUACGUGAUUCUGUAAACAGUAGUGAUGAAACGACUAAUCAGGAAUUGCAUGGUGAUGGCAGAGAAAAAUCUAGAUUCGAGGAUGCUGAACUUCACAAUGAACAACAAAAUCUACAACAACAAUCUCCACCUCAACAACAACAACAAUCUCAACGGUCUGAGACUCACUUUAUAAAGUCAAAAAGAAUAAAUUUUAUAGAGCCAGAUAAUCCUGAUGUUCAAGUCAUCAGGGAUUUCUAUGGUCUGUUGCAUUUCCCUGUGGAAAAUUUGAUGAUAGAGAAGCUUGGCACGUACCCACAUCGUCUGUAUUACGUCAGUGAUUUCGUCAAGAACGUCAUCUCCAGCAACCACGACUCCUACGCCUUUCCAAGAGCUGGUGUGAAAAUGUUCAACUACCGGUCGAAGGACGACACAUCGUGCAAGUUCAUCAUCUGUCAAGAGGGUCUUCCACUGUUGUACAAAUUCAUGACCAAAAGAAUAAUUAAUUGCUCGAAAAAAGACUUUGUGGUCCUUGCUCGCAGUUCUCGCUUGUUGAUGUACAACCUGACUGCCAACAUGCAAAACAAACUCAAUAAAUUAGUGUUGUUGUUGUUGUUGCCCUGCGUCAGACAUCAUUGGAGGGAUCCAGACGAGGCCGUAGCCAGUUUUCCGACUGUCGCUAAGUUGCCAACUUAUAGAGAUGGGCAAUUUCGUGAUCAGACAGAAAAUGGCUGCUUUGCCGUUGUAUACAAUCCAAGAAUUGAAUCCAAUGUGAAUGCGUCGAACCAAUCUGAGACCAUCAACGCCCCAGUAGAUGACUCGGUGAAUAGUGAGGAUGAUUUCUUCGCAUUGGUUUGUCUCAAGACAGAACAUGCAUACGUCGCCUUGACAUCUGAGUAUUUAAGAAAGUAUUAUUUGCAAAGACUUUCAGUUCCAUCGCACGAAAUGGAGGCAUUCCGUCCAUCAAAUAGCUGUAAGGAGGCUUUAGUUAAUUUUGCGUUCUAUUUGGAGCAAGCUGGUCUAUAAAAGAACAAAUUGAUACAUUGCACUGACUGACCGUUUUCAAAUUUUCAAAAAAUAAUGCUGAAUAAAAUAAAUAGAACAACAA
Molecule: messenger RNA, 1519 nt
Organism: Helobdella robusta
Lineage: Eukaryota; Metazoa; Annelida; Clitellata; Rhynchobdellida; Glossiphoniidae
Exons: 10
Coding region: 367-1437 (356 amino acids)
Biological process (GO): tRNA methylation
Cellular component (GO): cytoplasm; nucleus
Molecular function (GO): tRNA binding; tRNA (cytidine-N5)-methyltransferase activity
Source: RefSeq, a predicted model, not a curated record